Molecule: messenger RNA, 1555 nt
Organism: Uloborus diversus
Lineage: Eukaryota; Metazoa; Arthropoda; Arachnida; Araneae; Uloboridae
Product: pantetheinase-like
Exons: 1
Coding region: 34-1212 (392 amino acids)
Source: RefSeq, a predicted model, not a curated record
CAAACUCUUAGCUGCCUAGCAAGAAACAACAAGAUGUACGUAGUAGCACAAAUGGGAGACAUUCAGCCUUGUGAAGGCACCUGUGAUUCUGAAAAAGUUGAAGGAUGUUCUGUAAAAUGUCCACCCGAUGAAGUAUUCAUGUACAACACAGAUGUGGCUUUCGAUCGGGAAGGAAAUUUAGUGGCUAAGUAUCACAAGAGACAUCCAUAUUUCGAACUUUUAAAUUCCCCAGAAGAACCUGAGCUUGUGUCAUUUAAAACAGAUUUUGGUGUAUUUGGUAUGAUCGUGUGUUUCGAUUCAGUUUUUGACGAAUCAGUCAUGUUAGCAGCGCAAGGCAUAGAUACACUUCUGUUUCCAACUUUUUGGUUCGAUGACAUUUUACCCCUGAACUCUCCGGAGUGGCAACAGUCGUGGGCUUUAGCUAAUAAAGUAAACUUUCUCGCUGCUAAUACUCAGACACCAGGAUUAGGAUCAUUGGGAAGUGGUAUAUUCUCCAAAACAGAUGGUGCAUUGGUGUAUACUUAUGAUCCAGAUGGUGAAUCAAAAUUAUUGGUAGCUAACGUGAAACUACGAGAGGGCGCGGAGGUAGAUACCAAUUCCUCCAUUACUGUAAUUGGAAAAUCAUCUAUCAAUACAAAACAAGAAACAGGAAUGAAUUUUCCAGAAAUAUGCUACGACAAAGCUGUUGGAGCAGCUGGCAACUUGUAUACAGAUUACCGAUGCUUCGAGUCCCAAAUGGAAAACUAUACACUUGUGAAACUGGAUAAACCCAGUGGAAAAUUAGAAGCUUGCAGCAACGAAUUUUGUUGUUCCCUUACAUAUACAGCUGAUGAUAUGCAGGAAGAUUUUUAUUUGACAGCUUUUAGUGGGAUGAAUAAUGUUUAUGGUUAUUACCAUUGGUGUGAAGAAACAUGUCUUCUGAUAAGGUGUGAUCCAUUUGAAGAAAAACCUUGUGCGUUGCUACCACCGAAUUCCAAGACAGUGUUUCGCUAUUUGGAACUGCGGGGAAGAUUCACGUCUGACAGAAUCUAUCCAACAGUAUCAAAAGAUAAGCAUCGCUUGGCGCCAAAAUCGGAAUGGAAACACAAGAUCUCAGGUUCUGAAGCCAAGUUAAAGUUUCGCUCACAAGAGAACGUUCCUUUACUGAAAGCUGGCUUUUUAGGAAGAUGUUACAAACGCGAUCCUCCAUUCAUACCGUAUUACCAAUUUUGAUAACAGCUCUGUUUGAGUGUUCUGACAUUCUAAAACGCAGAAAAAGGUGAAUGCAAUGUAAAAAUAUUUAUUAUUAGUGUUAAGACUGAUUUAAAAAUUCUCCAUACGAACUUUUCCUUUUUUUUUUUAAUUUAAAAACUGUUGAAAAUACAGUUGUAGAAACAUUUGCAUCAUCAUCAAAAAAAAAAGUUACAAUAUGGCAACAUUCAGUUGUCUAUCGUAAAUAAACUAUCAGACUUAAUUGCAUGUCUAAUUUAAUGCUAUUCAAUGUUAUUCUAUUUUAGUGUACAUAAUUUUAAAUUGUAUAUUGUACUAAUAAAAUUAGUAUUAUCAGUUGGUUCAA